This is a messenger RNA of Epinephelus moara (kelp grouper), 7887 nucleotides long. RefSeq names its product partitioning defective 3 homolog. The record is from RefSeq and is a predicted model, not a curated record. Gene Ontology annotation, cellular component: apical plasma membrane; apical junction complex; adherens junction. The transcript has 25 exons. Gene Ontology annotation, biological process: establishment or maintenance of epithelial cell apical/basal polarity; intracellular protein localization; microtubule cytoskeleton organization. Bases 261 to 4277 code for a protein of 1338 amino acids. Gene Ontology annotation, molecular function: protein binding; phosphatidylinositol binding. Lineage: Eukaryota; Metazoa; Chordata; Actinopteri; Perciformes; Serranidae.
GACAGAGACGGGGAUUGGGAGAGAGGGAAGGAGGGAGAGAGAAGCUAAACAGGUGGUCUGAAAACACACAGAAAACAAUGUCGUCCGGCGGGGAGAAGCGGAAAGACCUCUAGUCCCCGCUUUUUUAAAGGAAUACCGGGGCAGCCGCGGAGCCGAGCAAACAAAAACCCAUGCUCCUUUUGUAUUUUCACACGGAUUCCUCCUCCUCCUCCUCUUCUCGGUUUUACUCCGAAUCUGGGCAAGAUCUCGGAUACUAAACCAUGAAAGUCACGGUGUGUUUUGGCAGGACCCGGGUGGUGGUGCCGUGCGGGGAUGGAAAUAUUAAAGUCCACACACUCAUCCAGCAGGCUGUCAUGAGAUACAAGAAGGCUAUAGCCAAGGAUGCCAGUUACUGGCUGCAGGUCCACCGAUUGGAGCACGGUGACGGCGGCAUCCUCGACCUGGACGAUGUACUCUGCGAUGUGGCCGACGACAAAGACAGGUUGAUAGCAGUGUAUGACGAACAGGAGCCCCAUCACGGCGGCGAUGGCACCAGCGCCAGCUCCACAGGGACCCAGAGCCCCGAUCUGUUUGCUGCAGACCUCAGCGCCGGAAGUGGAGCCUCGGCCUUCCAACCCUACCAGGGCGCCAGUGAGAUCGAGGUCACACCGUCUGCCCUGCGCACCAAUAUGCCCCUCCACGUCCGACGCAGCAGCGACCCUGCCCUGCUGACCAUCAACGGGCCGUUUAGUAGCGGCGAGUCCCGGGUACAAACAGAAGAGCCUCCAUCAAGGAAAAACCCAACCCGUUGGUCCACCACCGCCGGCUUCCUGAAAGCUCGCCACUCCCCUGGCACCAACAGCCUCGAGAGGAAGGGCAAAGGUAUGGAAACGUACCGCAGUCUGCCGCGGGAUGCAGGGACAUGGGCCAAUCAGAGAGAGUUUCAGAGAGAGACGGCCCGCUCGUCACUCAGCGCCAAUCACCCCAUGGUGGACCGCUGGCUUGAGAGACAGGAACAGGAGGACGAAGCCAGGGAAGAAGAAAAUGGCAGGAUCGAGCCGGUUGGUCGAGCCGACUCCUGCAUGGACCACACCCCUGUGAGGUCACUAGAAGACAUAGUCAAACUGGUGGAGGUGUCAAACGACGGUGGGCCCCUGGGAAUCCACGUGGUGCCUUUCAGUGGCAGGGACCGCAGGACUCUUGGCUUGUUGGUCAAGCGUCUGGAGAAAGGAGGCAAGGCCGAGCAACAGGGCCUCUUCCAGGAGAACGACUGUAUCGUCCGUAUCAAUAACGGAGACCUGCGAAACAUCCGCUUUGAACAGGCCCAGAACAUGUUCCGUCAGGCCAUGCGCUCUCCUAUUAUCAUGUUCCACGUGGUGCCGUCGUCCAUGAAGGCCCACUACGAGCAGCUGUCCCACGCCGAGAGGAACCCGGCGUACAGCUCGGGCCGUUUCAGCCCUGACUCCUUGACCGGCAGCACCGUCUCCGGCAUGGACCACGCCCCGCAGAGAAUGUCCCGACACGGUUCCCAAACUCACCCACACUCUCAUCCGCAUCCUCAAUCCCAUACUCACCCAGACCAAACUGAAGGCUAUCCCCCUCUGACUCACCCGGCGGUGUCUGCAGCCAAGCCGCCGACAGGACACACUCACUCGCCUCAGAGGGGGCUAAACUCAACGCCAACAGGAGGAUAUACCAAAAAAGUUGGGAGGAGGCUCAACAUCCACUUAAAGAAAGAAGAGGACACUUUCCUCCCCCGAGAAGUGAAUGCUGAGCCUCAGAUGCAAAGCCCCAGAGAUUUGCAUCCAAGGCAGCCUGUGACAGCCGGGAAACCCCAUUGGCUGAUCGAGAAGACAGAGGAGGAUGAGUUGGUUCUGACUCCAGACGGGACCAGAGAGUUCCUGACCUUUGAGAUCCCCCUCAGUGACUCAGGUUCAGCUGGGUUGGGUGUCAGUGUCAAAGGCAAUCGCUCCAAGGAGAACCACGCUGACCUGGGCAUCUUCGUCAAAUCAAUCAUUAAUGGAGGGGCAGCCUGCAAGGACGGGCGGCUUCGGGUGAACGACCAGUUGAUUGCUGUCAACGGAGAGUCGCUAUUGGGAAAAACCAACCAGGAUGCCAUGGAGACGCUACGAAAGUCGAUGUCAACGGAGGGCAACAAACGUGGAAUGAUCCAGCUCAUAGUGGCCAGACGAGUGGCCAAAAGAAAUGAGGAGACACCAGGGAGCCCACUGGGGGGCAGUCAGCAAACUAUAAACACGUCCCUGGACGACCACGAACGCCGAAUCUCCCACUCCUUGUAUGGCGGCCUGGAGGGCCUUGAUGACAACUUGAUGCCACGACAAGGAAUGAUGCCACGCACAAUAGGCAACUACCAGCUCUCACCCACCGUCAACAUGCCGCAGGAUGACACUGUGAUCAUAGAGGACGACCGGCCGCCCCUCCUCCCGUCUCACCUCUCUGACCAGUCAUCGUCCAGCUCCCACGACGAUGUGGGCUUCUCCGCUGACAUGACACCGCCGUGGGCCAAAGAGCUGCCCCCUCAGAACGAGAGCUCUGUGAAUCCAGAUGAAAAUAAUCCAGACGGCGCUUUCCAAAGGGAAGGCUUCGGACGCCAGAGCAUGUCAGAGAAACGCACCAAGCAGUUUGGAGAUGCCGCUCAGCUCGAGAUCAUCAAGACACGCAAGUCCAAGAGCAUGGACCUAGUAGCCGACGAGAUUAACCUCACCCCUCGUCCCGAGACCAACACAGGUUCUUCCACAAAAGAUGUUGGACCAUCGCUAGGCUUGAAGAAGUCCAGCUCCCUCGAGAGCCUCCAGACGGCUGUCGCUGAGGUAACCCUCAACGGGGACCUUCCCUUCCACCGGCCACGUCCCCGCAUCAUCAGGGGGCGGGGCUGCAAUGAGAGCUUCAGAGCAGCCAUCGACAAAUCCUAUGACCGACCAGCUGCGACGGAAGAAGACGAUGAGGGCAUGGAGACAUUGGAGGAGGACACAGAGGAGAGUUCGCGAUCGGGGAGAGACUCGGUGUCCACGGUGGCUGACCAGACCCCGCUGUCCGGCUCCGAGAAACCCCUGGUCAAUGGCACUAAUAGAACCAAAGAGGAGAAGAAGAAAGACAAAGAGAAGGGGGGGAAGGAGAAGAAGAAGCAGCAGGAGGGAGGGAAGGAGAAAGAAAAGGGGAAACCCAAGAAGGGCAUGCUGAAAGGACUCGGGGACAUGUUCAGGUUCGGGAAGCACCGUAAGGAUGAGCGGCCGGGGGAGAAGAUGGAUCGUAAGGGCUCCAGCAAGUGGAGGGCGGAGGAGACGCAGGUUUCAGAUGAGGAGACGAUGAAGAUGAGGAUGGAGCAGGAAAGGAUCCAGGCCAAGACCAGAGAGCUGAGGGAACGCCAGGCUAGGGAACGGGACUAUGCCGAAAUCCUGGACAUAAGCCGCACAUCGGAGAGGGCCUCUGAGGACGAGCACCCGUACGCAGGCAUCAACCCUCUGAACAGCUCUGUGGACAGCGGGCACAGCCGGCCCCACAGCCCCCGAGACGAUUACCCCCACAUCCAUCCACACCACCAGCACCAGCACUCCGAUUCUCUAUACACCCAAGUCAGCAAGGCCCGCAACGACCGGCCUCCGUCUGCAGACAGUAACCGGCUAGCCCCUAGCAACCACGACCGGAUACAGAGGCUGAGGCAGGAGUUCCAGCAGGCCCAGACCGUCCCUGACGACCCCGACGACCGCAGGAGGACCUACAGCUUCGAGCAGCCCUGGUCAAACACCAGCAGCAACGGUCAGGGCGCGUACAGCCAGCCGGGUCGCCACUCGGUGUCGGUCGAGGUACAGAUGCAACGGCAGAGACAGGAAGAGAGGGACUCGUUUGCCCAGGCACAGCGACAGUACAGCUCCCUGCCACGGCAACCCAGGAAGAACCCCAGCUCCAUUUCCCAGGACUCCUGGGAUAAGGCGUACCCACCUGGCGAGGGCUUCCAGACAGCAAAGGACAACCCCAGGUACUCCAGCUACCAGGGCUCCAGGAACGGCUACCCAGGCGGUGGUGGGGUCAACGCCCGAGUCCUUCUGGAGGCCCAGGAGCUUUUGAGGCAGGAGCAGAGGCGCAGAGAGCAGGAAGCCAAAGGAAAGUUAAUGCAGGAGGGCACUGGUAACAGCAGCUACGAGGGAUACCCCACAGCGCACCUGAAGGACCCAGCUUCCCCCAAGGGUCCGUACCGCCAUGAUGUGCCGCCUUCGCCUUCGCAGUUAGCGAGGCUUAAUAGAAUUGGGUCAGAAAAAGGAAGACUUUUUUAUUCUUGAGAAGUGUUGAUGGACUUAUGAUGAAGAGUUGAACAGAGAACUUGUGCGUCAGGAGCUAAGGGGAUUACCUUGAAGGAACAGCAAAAGUGGAUGCUACAAAUCUUGACAAACAGACAACCUAGAGGUCUUAUAGCUUAGCGAUGAUCGUAGAGGUAAACAGAUGUGAAGUGUACUCAGUAUGUGGGUGUUUGUGUGCAGUCCCUCGCUGUGCUGAUGACCUAUACCAGUAGUCAGUCACCCUCCUACAGACAUGAGACGCUCAGUGCCUUCUCUGCAUUCACGAACACGCUGCUUGUUCACAGUCGUCCAGGACUCUGAUUCAUCGAGAUCUGGCACCGUCAUGUACUGACAAUCAAAUGGGCAGACAGGCAAGUGAGUGGGCGUUCUUUUGAGCCCACGGGGAGGCGUAAGUUGCUGUGUGGGUUUGUGUGUGGGCAUGUGACAAGGUACAUGUUUCACAAUCAAGCAUGUGUGACGUGGUUUUACAGAGUGUCCCGUGGAUGACUCGUCCCAUCGGUCACAAAUCACCCUCUCUUCGCUGCGCUAAAGUUAACAUCCAACCCCUACCGACACUGCCGGCGUUUCUCUGCAUUCUGUUUUCUCGACUUCCAGUGUUUUUCCUCAGCAAUCGCGCUCUCUCACUUGAGUGCUCCCCAGGGAGAAGAGAAAACAAGGCAAAGUGUAUGAAAGAAGCAGGGCACAGUGUGUGUGUUAUUAAUAAAAAAGCCCCCCUCAUAAAUGAUUCAUAUCGUGUGUUAUCUCCGUGGAGGAGACCCAGGCAGAGAGGGUAGACAGCUCUGAUCCUCUGCCUGGCCCCCCUGCACCGCUCUGGGCUUGACUCGCUGGCCCGCCCGCCUGUCUGUCUGGAGCUCUGGCUCCCAUCCUCCUCUCGUUCUCGUCGCCUCUCUGUUCUUUACCUUUCUUCCUUCUACCUCAACACCCCCACCUUUAUCCUCCGCUUCCCUCCUCGCUCAUCUCCCACCUUCCUCUCAUCUCACCCCUCCCCUUCCCCUUACUCUUCCUCCCGCUACCCACUACCACCCUCCUCCUCCUCCUCCUCCCCGUCUCCCGAGUCAGACUCUGCACUGAAUUUUUCAUCACAAGCCACCUGCUGCCUGCCGGAGCCAAAGAACGCUGCCACCAGAGGCACCGACAGAGGGCCCGGCUUCUGACAUAAAGAGAGGAAUAAAAGCAAAAAAAAAAAAAGACAGAAUAAAGAUGGGUAGAGAGACAAUAAGCCUGCCAGUGUGAGAUUAGCUGGAGCUUUUCUCCUGUGUGUAACAAAAGGCAAAAUUGUUGAGUUAAUUGCUUUCAAUUGCUGUAAUUGCUUUCUGGAUUUUUACCUUUUCAAGCAUUUAGCUGACACUCCUCUCCAAAAAUUACAGAAAUCUUUCUUAGAACUGCUUUUUGGUCACAUUAGAAAGUAGUGCCACAAAGUUCAUCUACACGUUCUCACACAAUAGGCAGUGCAGGAACAUUAGUGACAUACUCGGGGGGGCUACUUAGCCCGCCAGAACAGUGCGAGCAGUGGUCAGCCACAAUCAUGGUCACUCACAAAUUCUCGACAAGUUAGCUAACAUGUGAACUGUAAGUUAGCGGUCUCAUUACCUCAGUCACUAGCAGGACAAUAAAUCCUCCAUUUUGGACUCUGCAGUUUUCCAUUCCCUCAAAUGUCAGUCCAGUUUGGAAGGUUUGCUAUUGAAUAACGGUGAAAUUUGAGUGCCAAAAGUUGAACUAGAUGUGCAAAUUUUUACAAAUAUUGACUUUGCCCCUGUAAGCAAGUCCACUCUAUGUGGCAAUUCCAUUGAAAUGAACUGAUUUAACGUAUGUUUUAUAUGCUGCCUGUGACUGAGCCUUCAGCAGGACAUUGUUUUUGAUAAGGGAUGUUGAUUUCUUUUAAAUCUAGUUUUCAAACACUGUGAGGACCACAAAUGAAUUUCAAUUUGCCUUGAAUGUAUGUGGUUGGAGAAAGACAUUUGAAAACCUGGACAAAUGAAACCAAAACUACCUGUUUUAUUGCAAUUUGGGUCAACCAACCCUUUAAAUGAAGUUUUAAUUAUGCCUCAUGCUAUCCCAGUGGCUUGCUAUAGGUAUAUAUCAGAAAGAAGACCUUGAGCAUUGCCAACAGAUGCUUAAAAAUCCCUGUCACAGUGCUCCAGCCCUCUGCUAUAAUUGUUGCAGUAGGUGGCAACAGAUCCUCUUAGUCUAAACCUACCCCUCUUUGACACCACUAAUGUUUGUGACAUGAUCGUCUCUGCCUGCAAGCGAACAAAUGAGAUCGAGCUGAGGUUGAACUUUAAACAAAAGGGAAAUACAAAAAAAAAAAAAAGACGGCCAUCAUCGGGCUGUGGAAAACAAACAGGCGGCGCGUAAUUGCCCUUCACUCCUACACACUCCAUAUGCUGAGUGAAGCUGCAUGACAUACUUUAUCUCCUGUUGGUUAAUGAAGACCCUUGCUGGGAAAGACGCAGGCUUAGUAGGGGUAAUAAAUGAUGAGCAAGAAGAUGAAGAAGAAGGGACUUUUCAAUGGCAUUAAUCCAGUGUAGAAACCUGUAUUUUAACCUGAGGAAAGUUCACAAUACUCUGUUUUAAGCUAACUAAAAUUCCCCUUUUGCAUUAUGUUUGUAUUUAAUGACACAAACACUCUAAUUCCACGCUCCAAUGGGGGUUGAUGAUAACUGUCACCAAAUAAGAUGUAGGUGAGGGUGGUUUUUAGUAAAAAGUGUUUGGUUGUAGCAGCCAGCACUUCCUGCUGUGAACACUCGUGCGUCUCGAAAUGCAGACUAGCACAUUUAGAAGGAUGCAUUUGACCUGUGCUCUAAACGUUGUGCUCUUUGCUGUUCGGCUGUCCAGUUAUGGGGUCUGAUAUCGAUAAGUGCCUGAUAUUAUAUCAUACUAUUUUACACAAAGAGGGACACGAUGUGAUUGGUUUGUCAGUGACACUACAGCACACACACUACAGUGUGUUUUUAAACAUUUUUAAUAUCAUAUUAAAAUGUGUCAUUUUUGGGGUACUCCUUCCCGAACCUUUUUUUUAUUUUAUUUACAAGAGCCAACACUUUACGAGCGGUUAUCAGUGUAUUUGUAUCCUGUUUGACAUUGCCUUCAACCAUGCUGUACCAUGAUGUGUUUUAAAGUAUAAAGAAAUGGAAGCUGAUGUGCAAUUGUUUUGUUUUUUUCCAGAAAACUUUUACAUGAUAUAUUAAGAAAUGUAUACAGCCACUUUUUCCUGUACAUAUCAAAUUUAGAAUAAAACGGAAGGCUGUUCCAUCCUGUUUACAACCUCGCCUGCCUCUGCCUGUUCUACCUUUUCUUUCCCCGACCCCCGGCUUUGAACCAGGGAUCAAACAAGUCUUCAAUUAAGCAGGAGGGACUCAUUCUGCUGUCAAAUGUCAAAUCUGUCAGGUCUGGCUGCUGAUGUCUUUUUCUGAGACCGACAGAGAAGUUGACGGAUACAAGAGAGAUAACAUAAGAUGUGAAACAUCAUUCCUGUGGGAGACUCGCGCAACAGACGGAAUUGAAACCAAGGUUUGGCUUUUCUGCAACAACUGUGUCUCCCUGUGUAGGCGAUCUGUCCAACACAGUGAGGUAAUCUCCCUAAACGCCAUUG